UAGUAAACGACUGAAAGAAUAUUGUGUAACUAUCGUUAAAUUUUCAUUGAUUAAAAAAUUACUUUUUAAUCUUAUCAUUGUCUUCAACAUUUAAAAACAUAAUGAAAUUUUAUGUAUUUUUUAUCUUAUUGGUUUAUAUACAAUUUUCCUAUAGCUAUCGAUCGUGGAAAGAGUCUAAGUAUUCAUCAAUAGUAUUUUCUUCACCUGAAGAAUGCGCACGAAAUUGUACAGAUAACGAGCAGCCUAAAAAUUGUUAUUAUUUUUUUCAUAUUGAAUUUUAUACAACAGUUGGGCCUGCUUGUGAUGUGCAAGGAUCGAAUCAAUGUAUUGUGGGAGAUGGAAUUGAAAAGACGUUAAUACCUAUUAAUCGGCAAUUACCAGGACCACCUAUUGAGGUUUGUUUGAACGAUCGUGUUAUAGUCGAUGUGGAAAAUGCUGCUAUGGGGAUGGAAGUGACGAUACAUUGGCAUGGACUUUUUCAAAAUGGUUUCCAAUUUUAUGAUGGUGUUCCUUAUGUUACACAAUGUCCAAUUGCAUCUUCUUCAACAUUUAGAUAUGAUUUUGUAGUGAAAAAUUCGGGUACACAUUUUUAUCAUUCUCAUAUAUCUACACACAUGCUAGAUGGACAAAUUGGUAGUUUUAUUGUCAAAGAUCCACCACAAAAAAAUCCGCAUCGUGAUUUAUACGAUAAAGAUGAAAUAGUCAUAUUCUUAAAUGAUUGGAUACAUGAAUUAUCAUUUGAACGUUAUCCCGGAUAUUACAGAUACAAUAUAUUAGGACAGAGUGCAGAAAACAUACUUAUAAAUGGUUUAGGAAAUUAUACUAAUUUAAAAACCGGUGAGACUACUAAUGGAAGUUUAAAAGUAUUUACAGUCAAAAAAGGGGAACGGCAUAGAAUACGGAUGAUUAACUCUUUCAGCACGGUAUGCUUGGCAGAGUUAAGAAUCGAGAAACACAAAUUAAUUAUAAUCGCUCAGGAUGGUGAAAACGUGAAACCUAAACCGGUGGAUAAAAUAGUGUCUAGUACAGGCGAGCGUGUCGAUUUUAUCCUCGUUGCAAAUCAAAAUGUGGACUCUUAUUGGAUUCAAGUACGUAGUCUUGGGGAAUGUGCAACAACAUUUAUACAACAAUUGGCUAUUUUAAAAUACGAGAAUGGUCCUUCCCAACCGUCAACGCCACUUCUUAAUUAUAACGAUACAAUAGAUGGCGUUAUAUAUAAUGGAUUAAAUGGAACGUUGUGUAAUACAAAUAUUACAGAACCUGUGCUUUGUAUUAAUCAAUUGGAAAGUCUUGAAAGCGAGAAUGAUCUCUUAAAAGUCGAACCUGAUGAAAGACACAUAUUACCUUUCUGGUUUUUUAAUUAUACUGACACUUCUAAAGACAAAUUACUAUUUAAUUCAAGUUCAUACCUUCCAUUUUUUAAUGCAAAUGAUCGUACUCAACUUCUUUCUAUAUUCAAUGAUAUCGCGUUUGAGAGUCCAGCGUCAAAUUUACUCACACAAAGUAGCUCUUACCAAGCAAUAUGCAAAAAAAAUCAACUGAGCACUUGCACCGAACCUUGUACAUGUGCACAAAUCAUCCAAACAAAAUUAAAUAAUGUUGUGGAGUUAAUAAUGUACGACGCAAUACCACAAACGGAUUUGGAUCAUCCGUUCCAUUUGCACGGAUAUGCAUUCCAAGUAUUUAGCGUAGGACAAUUUUGGCCCACUAGAAACAUUUCGAGGGAAGACAUAAAUGAAAUAAUACAGGAGCACACGGAACGUCUUCAAAGAGGAGAGUAUAAAAAUCCACCUGGUAAAGAUACCGCGAAAAUUCCAAUGGGAGGUUAUGUAAUUGUACGUUUCAAAGCGGAUAAUCCAGGAUGGUGGUUACUUCACUGUCACUUCAGUUGGCAUCAUAUCACUGGUAUGGAAUUGGUCAUUCGUGUAGGAAACCAAAAUGAUCUUCCACCAACUCCAAAGAAUUUCCCGAAAUGCGAUAAUUGGAAACCAGGGUUACAAACUACGAAGGAUUAUUUGUUUUUCCCCAAAAAUUAGAUAUAUAGUUACUAUAUAUCUAUAUGAUACAUAAUACAUAUAUAAUACACGACCAAAUAAAAGUAUAUUUUUAACAUGUA
This is a messenger RNA of Apis laboriosa (Himalayan honeybee), 2116 nucleotides long. Its product is annotated as laccase-5-like. Gene Ontology annotation, cellular component: plasma membrane. The transcript is spliced from 11 exons. Gene Ontology annotation, molecular function: copper ion binding; oxidoreductase activity. Lineage: Eukaryota; Metazoa; Arthropoda; Insecta; Hymenoptera; Apidae. The coding region runs from base 102 to 2036 and encodes 644 amino acids. Gene Ontology annotation, biological process: iron ion transport. The record is from RefSeq and is a predicted model, not a curated record.